Molecule: messenger RNA, 1106 nt
Organism: Zingiber officinale
Lineage: Eukaryota; Viridiplantae; Streptophyta; Magnoliopsida; Zingiberales; Zingiberaceae
Product: tyrosine-protein phosphatase DSP1-like
Exons: 7
Coding region: 193-783 (196 amino acids)
Biological process (GO): protein dephosphorylation
Cellular component (GO): cytoplasm
Molecular function (GO): phosphatase activity
Source: RefSeq, a predicted model, not a curated record
AAAGACGAGGAGAAAGGAAGAAGAAGACAAGAGAAGAGAUUGUUGUAACUUCAUUCCAGCUUCAAAUGCACUGGCCAGCCUGCACUCGGAAGAUCGCGAAGAAGAUCUUAAAGAUGCAAGUAGCAGUGGAUGUAUAAAACCUUCAGAUUCGCCAAAUGCAAGAAUCCCCAUAGAAUAUUCCAGUCUCUUUAAAUGGGUGAGCAGCAGGCGUUGGAGGCGGCCGACCUGAAGGCGGCGAUGGUUGCCCCGGAGGCUAAGCCCAUCUGCUACGGCGAGGUGGUCCUCCAGCCCUCUCCCGUGGAGCAGGCCUAUGGCGAAUGUUUGGUGCCUCCCCUCAAUUUUGCUAUGGUCAAUCCCGGCGUCUACCGCUCCGGCUUCCUCGAACCCACUAACUUCCCAUUCUUGAGAACGCUAAAACUUCAAUCCAUAUUGUGUCUGUGCCCAGAUCCCUACCCGGAGGAGAACAUGGAGUUUCUUCAGGGGAAUGGGAUUCGGCUCUUCCAGAUUGGGAUCGACGGGUACAAGUACGUCGCAAUUCCAGAAGAUGCGAUUCAAGAGGCCCUUAAAGUUGUUCUUGAUGUCCGGAAUCAUCCGCUUCUUAUUCAUUGCAAACGAGGCAAACAUCGAACAGGCUGCGUCGUAGGAUGCCUGAGAAAACUGCAGCGCUGGUGCCUUGUUUCAAUUUUUGACGAGUACAAGUGUUUUGCCGCUGUGAAAGCGAGAAUUUCUGAUCAGAACUUCAUAGAGGCAUUUGAUGUAACAAGCCUGACCCAGAUCCAGUAGCAAGAAAGGAACAUCAGCUUUUCUACUCUGGAAGAGACGGGCCAUUCUUACUGGAAAUUAACAGGAAACCAAUAAUUCUUUCAAUCAGUAAAAAUUUGGAGGACUCAUUUUCCCUAAUAGGAUAAUUUUUUUCUGAGUUUUUCUCUAACAAUUUUAAGCCCAUUCCUGUGUUUUCUUUUCAUUUUUUUUACAAAGAGAAAACUCACAUCUAAUUGCAAGCGGUUCACGUUUUUGGGAGAUUGCUUGCUGGGUAUCUGAUCUGUAAGUGUUAGGUACAAUUAAAUAUUUGAUGGUAUUGCCUUAUAAUUUGAUGAACAUAUUCA